Molecule: messenger RNA, 2558 nt
Organism: Manihot esculenta (cassava)
Lineage: Eukaryota; Viridiplantae; Streptophyta; Magnoliopsida; Malpighiales; Euphorbiaceae
Exons: 2
Coding region: 343-1221 (292 amino acids)
Source: RefSeq, a predicted model, not a curated record
UUAAUCCCCAGGCGGCCAGAGCUUCUCUUACCAUGUACCCGUAACAAAAAUUAAGAACCUUUGCCCUUGUGAUCAUCCUAACAAAGCUCCUCAAUUCCCUGCAAUUCUUUGGCCAAAUCUUUACUGGGAUUCUUCUUUGAUCAAGUCUUUCUCCACAAAUCAAUCAUACCCUUUUUUCUUUUUCUUCUAUUUUGUUUGCAAAACCUUGAGAAUUUUCACUUCUUGCAUUCUUUCUUGGUUUUUUAACCCAGUUUCUGUCUGUUUGAUUUUUGGUUUUUAGUUCCUUUGGCUUUUUUUUUUUAUAUAAUUAUUUGUAAGUGUUUUGGCCUUUCUGAUUUGGUUAUGAGUAACAGGCGGAGACAUAAAGGUGAAAUUCAUUUCCAAGAAGUUCAUGGGACGACAAGAUCAAACCAUAAAAAGCCUCCUCAAGGCAGUUGGCAGCCAACUGUACCAUCAUGGGAGAAAAGAUUCUGCUAUUCAGUUGGUUUAGUUCCAUGGCGAAAGCUAUUGGAAACCAAAAAAUCUAUGUACCUCUAUGAGAAUGUAGUUAAGUGGAACGACUCUGCUGGUGAAGAAGCAUUUCACAAUGCUAAAAACCGGUUUUGGGCGAAGAUUAAUGGUCUUCCUUGUGACAUAUCAUUGCCUGAUCCUGAUAUUUACAUUGAUGAAAUUGACUGGAAUUCCAAUAUUGACCCCGAACUGUAUUUAGAUUUGGAACGGGAGCCUAAAUAUCCUCACAACAAAGAGAACGGGGAGGAGGUUGUGAUUUUUGGUAGUUGUCUACUGCCGAAUCAAUCUUUUUCAUGCACUGGUUGGGGGGAGGCUGAAGAGGACUUUCAGCAGAAGGCAGCCCCUGCUGUUUUGGAUCCCCUGUAUGAAGAUUGUGAUCAAAAGGCUAACAAUGGAAAUCCUUGGAAGGGCAAUGUUUCUCAAUCCAAUGUUGCAGCGAUAGAUAACGAAUGGGAAAACUGUUGGAAUGGUUCGCAUGGAUGCAAGAAUAAUUACGACGACUGGAACAACAAGUAUAACCAGGGGAGUAAUUACAACGAUACGACCGGUGGGGAAUUGGAGACAUGGAACGGGAAUAUGAGGAAGAAAGAGGGUGCUGGCUGGUACAUGUCGAGGUAUAAAACCUCGAGGUUUCAAAGGAACGACUAUCAGAUGGAUCGUGAAUGGUGGAGGAAUGGAAAGGGAAGGAAGAGGAUGAAUUUUGUAUAUUAAAUGGUAAUUUCUAUAAGAAACCAUUCUGAGGGAAUAUCAGGAAGAAGUGAUUUUGGCAAAGUAAGAGAUCUGUGGAAGAAGUUGGUGAUAAAAUUUUUGUAAGUAUAUAAUGAUAUGUAGGCUGUGAACUUCCUUCCUAUUAUUUUAUUUUUGGUAAAUGUGUAGUUUGUUUCUAUGAGGUAAUUUUGUAGAAUGCUUGAGAAAGCAUUGGCAUAGUAUCGUUUUUUUUUUUUUUUUUUUUUUUUUUUUUUUUUUUUUCUAAUUAUCUUUAAUAUAAAUGCUGGGAUUUUGUCUGUGAUUAAGAACUGGUUUGUUCUCAGAGAUUUCCUCUUGUGAGUUGUGAUUGGUCUUAAACUGAUCUCAUGUCUUCUUCCAUUUUCUCAUGUUUUCUUAUUUUAUUUUUCAAUGGAGAGAGAGAGAGAGGUGGUGUGGGCUGAAGAUUGUCAUCUGCACUGUGAACUGAUGAAGCACUCACAGGUUUAUUCUUAAUUUGAAAUGUUAAUCAAAGUAUAAAAUAGCAUUCACAGGUUUAGGUUUAGUAUAUUGGUAUGUGUACAUGAAUAAAUCUGAGAAGUCUCCAUUCUUCGAUCAGAAGUCUCAUGUUCUAUUCUCUAUUCUUCGAGUUAUUAACGACAAAUAUAAAUGAAAUAAAUUAUUUAUAUUUAUUAAAAUAAAAACAAAUAAAUAUAGUUUUUUAUAUAUUUGAUAAAUGUUAAUUUUAUGUAUUUUUAUGAUUACUUCACAAAAUAAUUUACUUUUAAUUAAAUUUAUAAUAUUAUAGAAUAGUUUAGUUUUAUAAAAUAUAAAAGAAAUUUUAAUUAAGUGAUUUUAAAAAAUUAGGAAGAAAUGAAUUUCUUUUCUAAAACUGUGACUACAGAAUUGAUGAGUACCUCCUAUGUCGGUAAAGGUGUCUAAACUACCAGAGCUGAAGAUUUCCAUCUUUGGAGGAAAUGAGUGUAAUAGAAUAGGCCCCAAGAUGGAGUUAUUUGCUAAAAAAGUGAUGAUCACAGUGAAAGUUUUGGGAAUACAAGCAAAAAAGAGGUCAAAGAAAAAACACCAUACAAGAGUAUAUAUACACUCUGUGCAUACACAAUCUAACCCCUUUUUCUGGUCCUAUAUUCUCAUUCCUUCAACUUAGCUCAGGAUCUUUAUGACAUACAAGGCAUGUUUGAAGUGUUUUGGCAGAGACAAGUGAAGCGAGAGAAGUCAGUAACAUGUCAACGGCUUAUUUUUUUUCACCUCCACGUCUCUUUUUUCUUAGGCAUGUACAAUUUGUUUGUUUUGGAGAGACUAAUUUGGUUUUGUUUAUUUAGUAAAUUCGAAUUUAUUUUGAUCGA